UUGUACUAUUUUCAGAAGAUUCCCUACAUCAGGGUAAGCAGUGACAUGUUUUAGUUUGGAAAACUUAGAUAUGGAAAGAAAUCCGGGGGACCAGGAGCCACCCUCUUCCCCCCACGAGCCUUUCGGAUCCGCGCGGAGGCUGCGAUGCCUUGUUCGCUGCGGGCCUUCCCGGCCCCGCCAAAAAUGCUGAAGCUGUUCGUGUGGUCUUCGAGCCGAAAGCUGGUCACAGGGGAAAAACAAAUAGUUGGUCUGAGGAUCUCCAAGAAGAGAGUUUCACUGGGGCUUGACUAAUAUUUGAGAGAUCGGCCCCACCGCGGCGCUUGGCAUCCCGGUUUGGGGACCUCUGCUGUUUCCAGGAAUUUUUUUUUCAGGGGCCGGAGCCCCGAGGCCGAGGACCGCGGUCUGGACGCAGCCUCCUCUCCCCCGCUGUGCGCGCCCCCCUGGAAAGGCGGGAUUUAAAGGCGAUGCUGAGCGAGGCUCCGCAGUGUCAACGAGCCUCCCAGCGCUCCCGCCUCAUUCGCCCUAGUGUGUGCGCUUCGCAAGUCCCUGCCUGGUGAACCGUCUCCAGCUCCGGCGCUCUGCAGCGGCGCCGGCGCGUCCAAGCCCGGGGUCCUCGGCCAGGCCGGCGCGCCCCGCGGGCCCAGGCACACGCCCCUCACCUGGGUGAGGCGGGGUGCGCAGGCGCUCAGCGCUGGGGCCGCGGCCGGCAGCCUCAGCCCCGCGCCCGCCAAACUCGGACAGUUCCGGGGCCGCCGCCGCUGCCGGCGCCCGGGGUGCAGCAGAUCGCGGGGGAGCGUCUGCGCGGAGCUCAGCACAGCCCCGGCGGGACCGCCGCAGCCGCCGGAGCGCGAGCAACAGCUUCCCGGCUGGAGGAGCCACUGCCCCACGCGCCAACGCCCCGCGCGCCGAGAUGUUCUGCAUUUCAACCUUGUCAAAGAUUAAGUUGAUGUUUAUCAGCUAAUCUGGAAACCAAAAUACAAGUUGUUGCACAACAUCUACGAGAAAAUAUGUUCCAGUCCCCACCGGCUGACUUCUAAAGGGACUUCUGGAACACCACCUCCUGUAUGAAGUACUCCUUCAGCCCUGACAGCUACCCUGAAGAUGGAAUUAUGAAUAUGGCAACUUUUCUACGGGGCUUUGAAGAAAAGGGGAUAAGGAAUGAAAGAGCUGAGGAUCAGUUCAGCAAAGAGAAAAAGAAAAUUCUGUUCUCCUUCUGUGAGGUGUGCAACAUCCAGCUAAACUCUGCAGGUCAGGCUCAGGUGCAUUACAAUGGCAAAUCCCACCGCAAACGAGUCAAGCAGCUGAGUGAUGGGCAGCCCCCGCCACCUGCUCAGGCCUCCGGGCAGCUGCUGGCCGGCCCCGGCACCAACACCAGUGCAGGCAGUACAUGCCACACUACUACUCUUCCUGCUCUUGUGCGCACACCUACCCUGAUGAUGCAGCCUUCACUGGAUAUCAAACCAUUUAUGUCUUUUCCAGUGGACAGUAGUUCUGCUGUUGGGCUCUUUCCAAAUUUUAACACAAAAAGAAGAGGCUUAUUUGGGACCAAUAAAUUCUGCCAGAUGGAUCCUGUGCAAAAAGCUGUCAUUAACCACACAUUUGGAGUGUCCAUUCCCCCAAAGAAGAAACAAGUUAUUUCUUGUAAUGUCUGUCAGCUUCGCUUUAACUCAGAUAGCCAGGCCGAGGCCCACUACAAAGGAAGUAAACAUGCCAAGAAGGUCAAAGCACUAGAGGCAACGAAAAAUAAGCCCAAAAUGGUUUCUUCCAAGGACAGCGCAAAGGCUAAUCCCAGCUGCGCCAUCACUCCAAUCACAGGCCACAGCUCUGACAAAUCAGAAGAUAAAGACAAGUUAAAAAUCAGCAGUUCCUGUCAGCCAUCAAGCUGUGAAGGUGGCUCAUUUCUCCUCAAAUCUGGUCCCACACCCCUGCCAUCUGGAGCUGCCACUUCUCCCUCCAAGAGCACAAAUGGAGCUCCAGAGACUGUUUCUGAAUCAGAAGAAGAAAAAGCCAAAAAAUUACUUUAUUGUUCCCUAUGCAAAGUGGCUGUGAACUCCCUGUCACAGCUGGAGGCACACAACACAGGAUCUAAACACAAGACCAUGGUUGAAGCUCGUAAUGGGGCUGGUCCAAUCAAGUCCUAUCCUAGACCUGGAUCAAGAUUAAAGAUGCAGAAUGGCAGUAAGGGGUCAGGACUACAGAACAAGACAUUUCAUUGUGAAAUUUGUGAUGUUCAUGUUAAUUCAGAAAUUCAACUCAAACAGCACAUUUCUAGCCGAAGGCAUAAGGAUCGAGUUGCAGGGAAACCAUUGAAGCCGAAAUACAGCCCUUACAACAAACUCCAGCGGAGCCCAAGCAUUUUAGCAGCAAAACUUGCAUUCCAGAAAGAUAUGAUGAAGCCUUUGGCCCCGGCCUUCCUGUCGUCGCCCCUGGCGGCGGCGGCCGUGUCCUCGGCGCUGUCGCUGCCGCCGCGGCCGUCGGCCUCGCUCUUCCAGGCCGCAGCCCUACCUCCCGCGCUGCUGCGGCCCGGCCACGGGCCCCUCCGCGCCACGCCCGCCUCCAUUCUCUUCGCGCCCUACUAACGCCUGCCCGCCCAGAAGGUGGAAGCAGAAGGAUUCGGCAGGUCAGGCACUUUGUGGCGCAGCGCCCCCACCCCGCCACAAAAUGCAGCAGUGCACCACCGGGCCCGUCUCCAAAGACCAUCCCACCGCUAGAUCCAGAGUGCUCCUAGGGACCGCUUUCAUGACUUAGGAAUCUGAGCGGCACAGGCUUUAUCUUCCUCUUCCCGCCCCCUGCCCUACGCCAUUCAGUUUGUGUAUCUGAGAUACUUGGUUUCUUGCAAAUGUCUUGGUCAGAAAUAUAUAUAUACACACACAUACAUACAGCACUCUCUGACUCUUUUCCCAUGGGUGUGAUCUGGCUUAGAAAUAAUAGGGAAUAUUUUCCUGACAGACUUGAAAACUACGGUCUUCCUCACACGUCUGUAAAUAACUCUGGAAUCCAACUGGGCACAUUCUAGUGUGGAACAAAAAUAGAUGAACACAAGUGCUUACUUGUGGAUACCAUCUCACCAACUGAUCACAUUGUUUUCUUUUUGGUGUACUAUUGUUGACAGGGAUUGUGUACUGUUUUAGACCCAAGUACUGUUGUAUCCUGUGUAGUACUAGAUCUGUAUCUCUUGUCUGAAUAAAACAUUUUUAGUUGCUGUGUAAAUGUUAGGAAGCAAAAUAGCUUUGAAUUUUCUCUUUAAGAGAACAAAAGAUAAUGUAUUUUCUUUAUUUCACAUUUUCUUUGGUGAUAUUUAAAUGAAAUAGAAAGCCAUAUAACAGCUAUAAUUACUACUUGUUUGCUAUUUUUGUUUAACUUAUUUUGUAGCUUCCUCACCAGCUUGAGUUGCUAAGCAAAUGUAUACAAACAGAAAAAGAGCUUCCUAAAUUGCACAUUUUUGCACCUCUUGUGCAUUCUGCAAGAAGACAAUGAAUCCAUGUAUUUCUAUGUAAUUAUCUUCUUUAUUUUUAACCUGUUUUCAUUUGUAAUGAUGCUACAUAAUUUUGUGGCUCCCUAAUGCAAUAAUGUACAGGAGAUUUAAAAAAUUUAUAAUUGAACAAUUUGUCUUUCUGUUCACUGGAUAUGUUGCAGGUCAUGCUCCUGUGCCCCCUUUUCUAAGCUGAUAUCAACAAGACUGGAAUGUUUGUGGCAUCAGGGGAAAAGGUAUCAUAAAACAACACAAUAGAGUGAACAAUUUCAGAGCAUCUCUAUCUGCGAUCUGUAAAUGGUAAAAUGUCUGUGUAUUUUUUUAAAUGUAUCUUUUCAAUAAAAGUACAGAAAGUAAAAAUCUG
Messenger RNA from Manis pentadactyla (Chinese pangolin), 3836 nucleotides. It is a transcript of the gene ZNF385B, whose product is annotated as zinc finger protein 385B. Gene Ontology annotation, molecular function: nucleic acid binding; zinc ion binding. Gene Ontology annotation, cellular component: nucleus. The transcript has 11 exons. The record is from RefSeq and is a predicted model, not a curated record. The coding region runs from base 1065 to 2579 and encodes 504 amino acids. NCBI's taxonomy places the organism in Eukaryota, Metazoa, Chordata, Mammalia, Pholidota, Manidae.